Microdochium trichocladiopsis is the source of this 279-nucleotide messenger RNA. RefSeq lists its product as uncharacterized. The annotation marks the transcript as partial. Lineage: Eukaryota; Fungi; Ascomycota; Sordariomycetes; Xylariales; Microdochiaceae. The record is from RefSeq and is a predicted model, not a curated record. The transcript has a single exon.
AGACCUAAUAGCCAUUUGGCCAAGAUAGGAGCAGAGCAAUCAGCCAUCUGCCCCUGCGGGCUGGCAGAAGAAACUGUGGAGCACUUCGUUUUCCGCUGCCCACAAUGGAAACAACACCGUGCGAAGCUGUACCAGCAGACAGAUACUCUAAGAGGAAACCUAUCAUUCUUCCUAGGAGGCAAAAGCAUACGAGACACGCGCCUAUGGACACCCGCCAUGGAAGCAGUUCAUGCCACCAUAGCAUAUGCCAGAGCAACCCAAAGGUUAGACCCAAAAUAA